Molecule: messenger RNA, 2388 nt
Organism: Kalmanozyma brasiliensis GHG001
Lineage: Eukaryota; Fungi; Basidiomycota; Ustilaginomycetes; Ustilaginales
Exons: 1
Coding region: 1-2388 (795 amino acids)
Biological process (GO): protein ubiquitination; ubiquitin-dependent protein catabolic process
Molecular function (GO): ubiquitin protein ligase activity
Source: RefSeq, a predicted model, not a curated record
AUGCCGCGCCUCAUCUCGGACGCCGUACAUCAAGCCACGGACUGGCUCACGGGCACUGCAGGUGCCCCAUUACGGUUCGCCUACGACUUUGUAUUUCCGCCCCUGGACGACUCUUCUGCACUCACCAGCUUUAGCGAAUCGAAUGGGGGGAUGAGCAGCUCGGGCUUCAACGCGGACGAUUCGCUGGAGCACCUCGACGUGUGGGACAGCUUCUCCGACAGCCCGUGGAGCUUUGUCGCAAGCCGAUACACCAUUGCGCUUGUGAUCGUUGCGAUCGUCAACAACCGCGUACAGCACAUAUGCCGGCCGAGGGGUGGUGCGUCUGCACGGCUGUCGCAGCUUCAGAGAGUGGCCCUACGAUUGCCGUGUCUGGUAUUGCUAGCUCGGUCGGUGCUCAUCCUCACCACUGUGGUCGCGGACGCCUUCCUAUCUGAAUCCAAUCCGAUCAACGUCCUCCUGCGAGCGAUCACGACGGCAGCAUGGCGGAAUGCCUGGUUGGCCAACACGUCCAUGUCUGGCUGGGCUUCAGAUCGCUUCGGCUCGAGCAGUAGGGACGCCAUCCUCCGCGCUCGAGACGCAACCGCCCUCUGGGCCGCCUUCACCUCCACCUGCGUUGCCAUCAUCAGCGACUCCAUCGUCCGCAACCUCGACGCCGAUCGUGACGAACCCCCCGCAUUCAACCUCGUCGGCUUCGCCUUCCUUCUCCACUUUCACUCCUUUUCGCCCGAUGCACCGGCCAACGACCACGUCUACCUGUGCAUCCUGUUGCAGAUGCUCCAGAUUCUCAGCAUUGCAGUAUCGCGGUGUCGACGACCUGUGAUGGCUCCGCGCUUGGUGAUAUCGAGCGUCUUCGGGCUCGCUUCUCUGCUUCACUAUGCGCUGGCGGCGAGCACGGGUCGCUAUCCGUUCUUGGAAGCGCUCAGCCGGACGCCCGAGAUUGCGCUUGUGCUGGUCGUCGCACUCACCGUCACCCUGCAUGCGCUGACGAUGCUGCUGCUCGAAGGCCGGGUGGAGGCAAACCGUCUGCUCUUUUCGCGCUCCAACCUGCCAUCUAUGGACGAAGACUGGUCGUUGGCGCUCUUCAAGCUCGGCACGGCCUGCAUGGAGUCGACGCGACUGACGGGCCUCGAGCGCGAGAUGGAACCGCUCGUCGCCUGGGAUGCGCCCUACAUCGAGCUCAGUCAGAGCGGGAAGAUUGGCGUGGUGGACCCGACACAGACACAUCACUCGGCUGCGGGUGAAGAGAAGGCUGGCGGGCUGAGCCGCGAGAUCAAGCACGUCCGUAUCGAGCCAACACACGGCAGUUCGUCGACGUUUGGUCAUGCUGGACUCGCAAGGAUACGAGCAUUGGUGCACUUUGCUGUGGUGACGAUGUUGGUGGCGAGGAGCGUGACGGUCAUGACGGUGCGCAAAAUGUUCAGCGUCGUGGGGCUACCCGAUCCGAGUGUGCCGCAGUGGGUGUACCGGGCGUUGCGGAUCGUGAGGCUUGUGUGGCACGGUAGCAAUGGAGAGGCGAGGAGAAGGGAGAGGCAAGCGGAAGAAGCACAGCGACAGCAACAGCAGCGAGAGAGAUGGAGGGUGCAGCAGCAGCAAGGACGGUCGGCAGAGCAAGCGGAGGCGAGAGUCGAGGGUACCUCGAUGCGAUCGUUGCUAGGGCUGACAAGGUUCUUUGGGAGCGACGAGGGGAUCGAGGAAUCGGACAGGUGGGAUUCAGGGGCUCAAGGGAGGGAUGUAAUACCCGUGCCUCAACCGGCGCGCUUCAACGAUGCGGGCGCGAACAUCGCCGUGGCACAGCAGACGGUCAACGACGACAGCGACGAGGACGACGUCGAUUACGACAUCGACGUGGCACAGCAGCAGGUCCCAUACGACUCGGACGACGACGGAUCGGACUCUGACGAGGUGGAAACCCUCCCGCUCGAGCCCGACGAGGUCUCGGGACUGCUCGAAGAACUCACCUCGCCGCCGAGCGACUCCACCUCAACGCAACUCACGCUUCAUUCCGGCACCGAACCAUUCAACCGCCUCCUGCUGGCUCAUCUCACGCGGCCAUCCCUGCAACCACUCACACGCAGCGCCUACAAAUCCCUCCUCCAUCCAGCAGACACCCAUCUCGCGCAGUCGCUCAUCGCGCGUCGCCCCACCUCCACCACCACUGGAACCGUCGACGACGCGCGCCGCCUGUGCGUGGUGUGCUGCACCGAGGAGCGCAACGUCAUCUGCUGGCCCUGUCGCUGUUUGUGUCUCUGCAUGGACUGUCGGGAGCACCUUGCAUCGCGACCGCCCGCGAGGCGCGGCGCUGGCGGCCGCGGGAGAGAGGACGCCGCACAUCUGUGCCCCACUUGCAGGACGCCCGUCGCCGCCUUCAGCCGGUUGUACAUUCCUUAG